AUGGACACAACCAGACCUUCACAUCCAGACAUUCAUAUCCAGAUUUCCACAUCCAGACCUUCACAACAAGACCUUCACAUCCAGACCUCCAUAAAAAGACCCUCACAACCACACCUUCAGAUCCAGACCUUCACAUCCAGACCUUCACAUCCAGACCUUCACAACCAGACCUCCACAACAAGACCUUCAUAUCUAGACUUUCACAUCCAGACCUUCACAUCAGAGCAGGACACAAAAAGACCUUCACAACCAGACCUUCACAACAAGACCUUCAAAACAAGACCUUCAAUUCCAGACCUUCACAUCCAGACCUUCACAACAGAGCUGGACACAACUAGACCUCCAUAUCCAGACCUUCACAACCAGACGUUUACAGCUAGACCUUCACAGCCAGACCUCCACAUCCAGACCUUCACAUCCAGACCUUCACAGCCAGACCUUCACAUCCAGACCUCCACAUCCAGACCUUCAAUUCCAGACCUUCACAGUCAGACCUUCACAUCCAGACCUACACAACAGAGCUGGACACAACUAGACCUUUACAGCCUGACUUUCAAGCCAGACCUCCACAACCAGACCUUUAAAUCCAGUCCUUCACAUCAGAGCAGGACACAACUAGACCUUCAUAUCCAGAGCUUCACACCCAGACCUUCACAACAAGACUUUCAGUUUCAGACCUUCAUAAUCAGACCUUCACAGCCAAACCUUCAGAACUAG
Molecule: messenger RNA, 717 nt
Organism: Menidia menidia (Atlantic silverside)
Lineage: Eukaryota; Metazoa; Chordata; Actinopteri; Atheriniformes; Atherinopsidae
Source: the annotation of a GenBank genome assembly